This is a messenger RNA of Macadamia integrifolia, 1692 nucleotides long. RefSeq names its product CCR4-NOT transcription complex subunit 9-like. The transcript has 9 exons. The record is from RefSeq and is a predicted model, not a curated record. The coding region runs from base 456 to 1433 and encodes 325 amino acids. Gene Ontology annotation, cellular component: CCR4-NOT complex; CCR4-NOT core complex; P-body. Lineage: Eukaryota; Viridiplantae; Streptophyta; Magnoliopsida; Proteales; Proteaceae. Gene Ontology annotation, biological process: mRNA catabolic process; negative regulation of translation.
AAUUUGGCCUAACUCUACUCCUUAGGUUAUUGAUUUAUGUAAUCAUGAGGCCUCGGCCUUUACACAAAAUCAUAUUCAAUAAAUUUUCAUAUUACCUAAAAAAAAAUCCUACCGGUUUCCCUUUUCUUUUGUAGUUCUUUACCUAUACGGUUCCACCAUUUUUAUAUAAAUGUAUGGUUCUAUCAGACGCUUCUCCCAACGGCUAUUGAGUCACACGAAUUAGAUUAUUGGAAAGAAACUGUCCAUUGAGCGUUUCUCUCUCUCCUUGCUGCGUUUCUCUCUCUUCCCAAUUCUCUACGAAAGAAUAAAAGAGGGAAACGAGGGAGAAAUAAAACAGUACAGGAACGUUGAAGUUGAUCUCUCUCUGCAAGGCUUGGUAGACAAGUCCACGGUCCACAAUCCCACGUGAGGUGGCCCAACCACGACGACCCCAGUCACCCCCCUCUAGGUCCCUAAUGAUGGCUAACCUUCCUCAAUCGUUGUCUCUGAAUCCUCCCUUCGGAGGCUCAAAUCCCACUUCUUCUGCCAGCGCCAACCCUGCUCAGGCCAACAAGGACCGUAAGAUGGCGUCCGCCGAGCAGUUGGUACUCGAGCUCAGUAACCCUGAUCUUAGAGAGAAUGCCCUUCUCGAUCUCUCCAAGAAGAGAGAAAUAUUCCAAGAUUUGGCCCCAUUGUUGUGGAAUUCUUUUGGUACUAUUGCUGCACUCUUACAGGAGAUUGUAUCAAUAUACCCUGUUCUUUCACCACCAACUCUAACUCCAGGAGCAUCAAACCGGGUUUGCAAUGCACUCGCUCUUCUUCAGUGUGUAGCUUCUCAUCCAGAUACAAGGACAUUGUUCCUGAAUGCCCAUAUACCUUUGUAUCUGUACCCUUUCCUCAAUACAACAAGUAAGACGAGACCUUUUGAGUAUCUGAGGCUUACUAGCUUGGGUGUUAUUGGUGCUCUUGUAAAGGUUGAUGAUACAGAGGUUAUCAGUUUCCUUCUCUCCACAGAAAUUAUCCCCUUGUGCUUGCGCACGAUGGAGAUGGGCAGUGAGCUUUCGAAAACAGUGGCUACAUUUAUAGUUCAAAAAAUUCUGUUGGAUGAUGUGGGGCUGCGUUAUAUUUGUGCAACAGCAGAACGGUUCUUUGCAGUGGGUCGUGUCUUGGGAACCAUGGUUCAGUCUCUUGCUGAGCAACCCUCUCCACGUCUGCUGAAACAUAUUAUUCGUUGUUAUCUUAGACUGUCAGAUAAUCCGAGGGCUUGUGAAGCAUUAAGGAAUUGCCUUCCAGAUAUGUUAAGGGAUUCAACCUUUAACAGUUGCCUUCGUGAUGAUCUAACAACCAAGCGUUGGUUGCAACAGUUGGUGCAUAAUGUAGCAGCAGGAGGCAGGGCUGCUGCCCUUCAAUCUGUGGGAGGAAUUGAGCAUAUGCUUGGUAGCAGUGUUGUCUAACUAAAUUUUCUUCUGCGUCUGGCCGGCCGAAUUGCGGCAAUGAAGCGCCAUAGGAAGGAUCAUGAUAUAUCCUUAUCGAAGUGUCAAUACACAUUUGUUUUAAUUAAGAUUAGCUUAAGCAUUUGUUUUAAUUAAGAUUAGCUUAGGAAUCCUUAUUUACCUUGAUUAUAUAUCAUUGUCAUGUUACAUAUUAGAUGUUUCACAAAGGUGAAAUUGAUUCAUUGACUUGGUUAUGGAAUUCUUAACAAAGUUUCUAAAA